Molecule: messenger RNA, 1910 nt
Organism: Ceratitis capitata (Mediterranean fruit fly)
Lineage: Eukaryota; Metazoa; Arthropoda; Insecta; Diptera; Tephritidae
Product: T-cell activation inhibitor, mitochondrial
Exons: 2
Coding region: 227-1723 (498 amino acids)
Cellular component (GO): mitochondrion
Source: RefSeq, a predicted model, not a curated record
UUCUGUUUUGUUUGUGACAGCGUUUUUUGUUAGUUUUAUUUUCUUUCAUCCAAAUUUGGAAUUACAAAAAAGAUAAUUUGUUUAAAUAUAGUGUCAAAAUUAUCUCUCUUUAUAUAUAACACUAUAAAUCCCAACAAAUGAUUGCUUAAACUAAUUAGAGUGUGGCAUACAAAUUUUAUUUCACGACUGGUUGACACAAACUUAUGUAACUACAUAGUUGGCAAAAAUGUUGUUUCGUUUGAAUUCAGUUUUAGUUAAAAACCAGCACCAAUUCCAACAAUCACCAUGGUCCAACAUUUUUUGGAGAUGUAUAAGCACCGAAUUGACAAACGCUUUGCGACCGUUCUAUUUCGCCGUACAUCCAGACUUAUUUGGUCAGCACCCAUUACAACGGAAUACAAAUGAGAAUUCACUGAAACAGUUGAGUGCACAUAUGGAAUUGUUGUGUGAGCGUAAAUAUCACACAUUAUAUGAAACUAAAAUAUUACAGUUUUAUAUACGAGAUGGUAAUGCAGCAACGCGUGACACCUUCAAACUGAUCAAGGUAACAUUGGAUCGCAAUACGAAAGAUCCGAAAUUAGUGGUACAACGUUUAUUAGAAUUAUGCAAUCUUCCAACUGAUUAUGUUAAGACAAUUAAAACGAUGCCAGCAACAGUCAUGCCAAGCGCAACCGCAGCCGCAGCUGGUUUUUCACAGCCCGGAAGCCCAUUCAAGGGUGGUGGCGAUUUUAAUUAUGGCUCGCAAUUUUCUGGGUUUGAAAAUGCUUUUUAUAAUACAAAAGAAGAGGAGAAGAAAACAUUAGAAUCUUGGUUGAAGAAAAAUGCUCAAUUAGCAAAGGAGCGUAGCGCAGAGUUGGAUGACCUAAAGGAGGAGGUGAAAAAGCUACAACAAGCCGUAACGAAACGUUUGUAUCUAAAAGAUAUACGCUAUGAUUGUGGCUGGAAUUAUGAACACUUCCGUGGUUGUUUAAAAUCGUUAGAGCGUAUGACAGACCUCCAUGUCGAUGCAAUGGGUGCAUUGAAAAAUCGCAUAUUAGUUUUUGCACCUUUUACCGGCGUUAGCUUAGAAGGACAUAUUAUGUUGUUCACCGGCGAUGUGUUAACAAGUUGGAUCGAUUUCAUUAAGAACAUUCCACAACACGACGAGUUUCUAAAGCGUAUACCACUUUACGAGAACACGUUAUCGCAGGUUUUGCGUAAUAUCAAAAUUGGACGUAGGAAAUUUAUGCCAAAGCAACAAGCACGCGAAUAUGCGGCACAUUUAAAUAAGGUGACGACAACACUUGGCGAUUAUCUAACUGUAAAUAAAUAUCCAAAGGCAUGGCCUGCCACAUUGAGUGAUUAUGAAAUUGUCAUCGAAUCAGAGGCUGGUCCACUGAUGGUGAAUCCCACAGGUCAAUUAAUUGCACCAGCAACUUGCCCGGGCUUCAUGUUAAUCGAUUUUAUUACCACAAAUUUGAAUUUGGCAAAGGAGCGCACUGAAAAAUAUCAAACACAAAAGAUGGUUGAGCAACAAUUAACCGCAAAAUGCAUACAACAAUUACGUUUACAGAGUUUAACGAAAGACGAUUCUGUAACACCAGACAAAAUGAUUGAAACAAUGACGAAAUUAGUAAAAUAUAAUGAUCAGCAAUUCAAGGACCUGAAUUUGCAUGUGACCAAUUAUUAUUCUGUAUUGGCAGACGGUAUCGUCUGUAUACCCUGGGACUUUACACCGAGCUAGCACCCAAAUAAUUAAUUUGAAUGGAUAAAAAUUCAAACGAUAUAAUAACGAAUCAUCAAUUAAGCACUUGUAAUUUGUGCGUUUUAUAUGUACAUGUGUUUUUUGUUUUCCAAUAUUUUAUAAAUAUUUUUGAGAAAUAUGACAACGUGCCUCAAUAAAUGCAGGAAAGUAUCUAUAUGGAAUGAGA